UACACAUUUAUUUCUCCUUCAGUCUGCAGUCACUCCCAUCGUGUCCGGGGAGUACACUCACCACCACCGGGACAGAGCUCCGAUGGCUGCCCGGGUUUCCUUCACCCAGAUCCGGCUGGAGACGGAGGUGGAGCGCUGCCGGGCCGAGUGUCAGUGGGACAGGAUGCCGGCGAUCAUCGACCAGAUGCAGGCUGCGCGUUUCCACGAGGACGAUGACUACGGGAUGCUGCUGAUGGCGGAGGCCCUGCUGGAGGAGUGCCUGCAGGAAAACACGGACCUCUUACGGAGCUGCAUGCCUCUGACGGACAAGACCCAACCCAAACUGUGCCGAGCCAAAGGACACCUCAACUCGGUCCUGAGCAGAGGCCGUCUCUCGCCUCGGUACCUGAACGAGGCUCUGCUGCUGAUGGCCAAAGUCCACUAUGUGCAGGGUCGGUACCGGGACGCUCAGGGGAUGUGUGCCAGGGUGGGACUGGAGGAGCUGACACAGGAUGUACAGCCCACUUACCACCUACGCCUGCUGGCCGAGGCUUUUGUCAUCAAAGGUCUGUCUCUGGACCACCAGGCGGUCUCUUCAAUAUCUCGUGUCCGUCUGUCAGAGAGGGAGGAGGAGAGUCUGUCCUGUUUCCUGAGAGCCUGCGAUGCCGCGCUCUCCUACCUGCAGGAGCUCGACAAGACUUCAUCGACCCCCCACUCUAAGACCCCAAAAUCCAGUCUUCUCCCUCCCCCUCCCGACAUCGACCUGGGCUACUUCGUGCACGCCGCGUUACAGAGCGCGUACCUGUGUCUGCUGCAGAGAGGUCAUCUUGCACAGGGUUCACACCAGCUGCGUCGGGUGCUCAGGGUGGUGGAGUCUCGAGGGUCUCAGAGCUUCAGGAAGUCUGCAGCCAGGAAGCUAGCAGAGGUGCUGCUGAGCUCCGUCAGUGUAGACAGCUACUGGCCCCCGCUGGGACCCCCCCCCACAGCCUGGCUCCACAGAGAGGGGGCUGCCGCCUCCAAAGAUGCCAUCUACCCCACCGUGAAACCCCCGCAGAGAUACAGCACAGAGGGUUGCUUCUGUCCUCAGGACGUGGUGGAGGAGGCUGUGCUGCUGCUGCUCAUCACAGAGUCCAUGGCGAGCGGCGAGGCCGUGAUCAGUCGUCUGCCGGACCAGGCCGAAGCUCGUAAGACCAGCCUGCAGGAUGCCACCUCUGUGUACGACCUGCUCACUAUCGGCAUGGCCAGGAGGGGGCAGUAUGCCAUGUUGUCUGAGUGUCUGGAGCGAGCCAUGAAGUUUUCUUUCAACGAGUUCCACCUCUGGCACCAGCUGGGCCUGUCACUCAUGGCGGCGGGGAAGGGCGUCGGUGCGGUGUCUGUAUUUAAAGAAUGCAGCAGGAUGAGACCAGAGGAUCCGUCUUUGCCCCUAUUGGCUGCUAAAGUCUGCAUUGGUCAACUGCACUGGUUUGAGGAGGCUGAGGCCCUGUCAAAGACUGUGAUGUCGAUGGGAGAAGAAGCCAGGGAGUUUUUACCGAGAGCUUACCUGUCUCUGGGACUGAGCUGCAGUCUGCAGGCCUCUGACGCCACUCUGAAAGCCGACCGCGAUGAAUUCAACAAACGAGCUCUACAAGCUUUGAACAAAGCGCACUCCUUAGAUCCUCAGGACGCUCAGAUCGCCAUGUACCUGUCUCUGCAGCUGGCUCUCGUACGACAGGUGUCAGCGGCCCUGGAGCCCCUGCAGGCGGCCCUGUCUCUGCGAGGGGACGACGUUCACUCGCUCCACCUGCUGACGCUGCUGCUGAGCGCCCAGAAACACCACCGUCAUGCUAUGGACACCAUGAACCUGGCCCUCAGCCAGCACCCUGGAAACUUCAAUCUGCUGUUCACUAAGGUGAAGCUGGAGGAGGUUCUGUUCGGCCCGGCUGCAGCCCUGCAGACCUGUGAGGAGAUGCUGCAGAGCUGGCAGAGCCGCUACGACGUCAGCCGCUCCAGUGAGACCGAUGACAGCAGCAGUAUACCGAUGGCUGAGAGGGUGGAGGUCAGCGCCGGAGGCAGGAAACCCUCCAUCUUCCUCACACUGCCGGACUUCCAGGACGCCUCCACAGGUUCGCAGAGCCCUUCAUCAGUUGCGGCAACUCGUCUGGAGGCGGCGCUCUCUGAGGUGUCUGACCUCAGCUCCACCCCACGACAAGGACCCACAUACAUCUGGACCACACUGGAACGGAUCUGGCUUCAGGCUGGUGAGUUGUUCAUGGCUGACGGUCGUCUAAAGGAGGCCCAGUUCUGCAUCGCCGAGGCCAGCGCGCUCUUCCCAAACUCUCACUCGGUGCUGCUGCAGCGGGGCCGCCGCGAGCUGCGGGGCCAACUGGAUGAAGCUAAAGGCCUGUACGACGAGGCGCUCGCCAUCGACCCCACGGGAGAGAGCAUCCUCGUACACAUGGGCCACCUCCUGGUGAAGACGGAGCGUGUGCACCUCGGGGAGAAGGUCCUGCGUGAUGCGGUUCAGGUCCACAGCACCUCCCACGAGGCGUGGAGCGGCCUGGGCGAGGCCCUGCAGUCCCGGGGCUCCAUCCAGGCCCCCGAAUGCUUCCUGACCGCCCUGGAGCUGGAGGCCUCCUGCCCCAUCCGGCCCUUUGCCAUCAUCCCCAGAGAGCUUUAAGGGACGGGUUGGGUGAGGGCGGCUCAGUGUGUGGAUGGAUAAUUCUUCACUGAUAAAGAAUGUUUUUAUUUGGGACAUUUUAAUUUAUUUCUUGUGUGAUAAGGAGAUCACGUCUGCUUAUCUCUGUUUAUAAAUGAGGACGCUAAAGGAGCUAUCUUAGCUCACUCAUAAACCCCUCCCCCUACAAGUUGUUUUUUCUAUGAAUCAAACAAAAAAGAUUUAGAACUCUGCAAUCGUAUUCUUUACCCACAGCUAUGCUAGCAGUUUCCCCCUGUUUCCAGUCUUUAUGCUAAGCUAAGCUAACCAUGUCCUACAUACAGCUUUAUAUUUAACAAACAGAAAGAAAGAUGGACUCCAUCUCGUCAUCCAGACACAAACAAAAUCAGUUUAUCUCUUAAGGUAUUUAUUUUACCUCUUUUAUUUCUGUAAUAUCUCAAAAACAAGAAAUCAAAAUCUGAUUUUGGUGAAAUAAUAUAUUCAGUCAGUCUGAUUGUCCUGAAAAUAUCUCAUGUAAGCAUUCAGUGUUGAACCUUUCAUAUUCUAACAACUUCCUGUUUGGAUGAUAUUUUGAUUUAAUUGUGAUAUUUAAUGUUCUUCAUGGAGAAAAAGCAACAGAGGGAUUCAGAUUUCUGCAGAUGAAAAAGUUGUAUAUUUAAUGUUUGAAUGUAUUUCUGUGAUUGUGUUCAUCUCCUCUUGAGUACAGGAGUGGAAGUUACAAAUGUUGAGUAAUAUAUUUUGAAAAUAUGAAUGUUUCAUGUCA
This is a messenger RNA of Labrus bergylta (ballan wrasse), 3395 nucleotides long. It is a transcript of the gene ttc7a, whose product is annotated as tetratricopeptide repeat domain 7A. Gene Ontology annotation, molecular function: protein binding. Gene Ontology annotation, biological process: protein localization to plasma membrane; phosphatidylinositol phosphate biosynthetic process. The record is from RefSeq and is a predicted model, not a curated record. Gene Ontology annotation, cellular component: plasma membrane. Lineage: Eukaryota; Metazoa; Chordata; Actinopteri; Labriformes; Labridae.